Penicillium nucicola is the source of this 864-nucleotide messenger RNA. Its product is annotated as pirin family protein. The coding region runs from base 1 to 864 and encodes 287 amino acids. The record is from RefSeq and is a predicted model, not a curated record. The transcript is spliced from 2 exons. NCBI's taxonomy places the organism in Eukaryota, Fungi, Ascomycota, Eurotiomycetes, Eurotiales, Aspergillaceae.
AUGUCCAACCCACUCUCACACGCCAAGAUUGUCCUCCGCCGCUCCAGUGAGCGCGGAUAUGCGGAGCAUGGCGGCUGGCUCAAGUCAUUCCACACCUUCAGCUUCGCCAAUUACUACGAUCACCACUUCCAGAGCUUCGGCAGCCUAAGAGUCCUGAACGAGGACCGCGUCUCUGCCCGCAAUGGAUUCCCCACACACCCCCACCGCGAUGCGGAGAUCUUCAGCUAUAUCCUCAACGGCGAGCUCACACAUCGUGACAGUAUGCUCAAGAAGGGCGCUGAGGGUGACCAAGGAAAGCAAUUCUUCCGCAUGAAGCGCGGAGAUGUCCAGUUCACCACUGGUGGAACAGGUAUCGCCCACUCCGAAUUUAACGAGUCCAACAAGCAGGUGCACUUCUUACAAAUUUGGGCCCUACCCUGGAAGCACGGCCUGAAGCCCAACUAUCACACUCAGACCUUCUCCGAGGCAGAUAAGCGCAAGGCGUUUGUUCCCAUCUUGUCGCCUCUCGCUGCUGGCCCCGAGGCUACCAUUGCACAGGAAGAGGCCGCUGUUCCCAAGAUCCCGGGCACUAUUCCCAUCCAUGCGGACUUUGUCAUGGGUGCUGGUAUCAUUGAGCCCAAAUCUUCUUUCAAGUGGAAUGUUGGCGCGGGCGAGAUUGUUGAGUCGAAGAGAAAGCGCAACGUCUACAUUCAUGUCCCCAUGACCAAGCAGGGAAUGUCUAAGAUCAUGCUCGAUGGCCGUGAAGAUGCCGUGCUCGAAGAGGGUGAUGGUGCCUUUAUCACAUUGGUCAAUGCUGGAGAUUCGCUUCGGGUCGAGAGCAUCGGAGAAGUCGAAGCGGAAGUUAUCGUUUUGGACAGCAACUAA